AUGAGGCAUCUGACAAGUCUAUCACGCUCAGCUGUAAGACUGGGCGGCGCUAGACAUGCUGUCAGGUCAUUCGCUUCGACUCCCCUCUCUAGCUCGUCCUCACUCUCUCGCUCUGAUAUCGUAUUCGAGGCGGAUGCUAGUAAAGUAGCAAAGGAAGUGAGGAAGAGAGGGAUGGCGACAGAAAUUUCCUCGGCGGGUAGCAUGGAUCGGGACACCAUCAUUCGCCUGCUGUACUCUCUCGGCUCGAGACAAGAAGUCGAGCGAUACCUGCGCAUAUUCACCUCGUCCUCGAAGGGUGCUUCGGGAGGUGUCUUGCCAGAAGCAAAAUUCGCAGUCUUGAAGGUCGGGGGUGCCAUUCUGACCAACGAAUUGGACGAUCUCGCGUUGUCUCUAUCCUUCUUGAAUCGAUUGGGUCUAUUCCCGAUUGUUUUGCAUGGAGCUGGACCACAGCUGAACGAUAUCCUCGAGGCGGAAGGAGUGGUUCCAGACUAUGAGGACGGAAUUAGGAUUACCGAUGCAAAGACCCUCCAAGUUGCCCGCCGAGUGUUCCUCCAGGAGAACCUCAAACUCACUACCGCUCUUGAACGUCUCGGCACCCGCGCUCGGCCGAUACCAACUGGAGUGUUCACUGCGGAUUAUCUCGACAAGAACAAGUACGGCCUCGUCGGGCGCAUUACUCGUGUCGACAAGGCACCUAUUGAAGCUGCUAUUCGAGCUGGAUGCUUGCCAAUCUUGACGAGUUUGGCUGAGAAUGCCGAUGGACAGAUUCUUAAUGUCAAUGCAGACGUCGCCGCAGGCGAGCUGGCGAGAGUUUUGGAGCCCAUGAAGAUUGUCUAUUUGAACGAGAAGGGUGGUCUCUUCCACGGGGUCACAGGCAAGAAGCUGUCGACUAUCAACCUGGACGAGGAGUACGAUUCACUGAUGAAGGAAUCUUGGGUCAAAUUUGGAACCAAGCUCAAGCUUCGUGAGAUCAAGGAACUCCUUGACACUCUUCCUCGGUCGUCAUCUGUUGCUAUCAUCUCCACCGACAUGUUGCAAAAGGAGUUGUUCACCGAUGCGGGAGCAGGAACCUUGAUCCGACGAGGCUACAAGCUCUACAAGCAAGACGCGACGGACGCCGUUGGAUCUACUCAACUCCGUCAAGUAUUCCAAGAACGUGACCCGGACGUCAUCUCAGGCAAGAAGUCUGUCGCUGAGAUCUUCGGAGAUUUCAAAGCUACGCCUCAUACGAUCUACGGCGAUGAACCUCUUGAUGUCGUCGCUGUCGUGUCUCACCCGCCUGGCGAGACUCCCGUCAUGACCAAAUUCUUGCCUUCGCGACCUGGAAUUCUCAACAAGAUUGUCGACAACGUCUUUGACGCGGUCAAAAAGGAUCACAAACGGUUGUUCUGGACAGCCAAUGCAGACGACGAGAACCGGGCGUGGCACUUUGAGCGUGCGGACGGAAGCUUUACUCGUGCUGGUCGAAGUCUCUUUUGGUACGGUGUUCCCAAUGUCAAGGAGGUCGAGGGCAUUAUCGAUAAAUUCGAGACGACUGGACGUAUCGAGCGUGUCUUCCUUCCUGUUGGACCUAGUGUUCCUCCUCAUCGACAGGCAGGAGCUGAGAGCGCGCGUGCAUCCUCCACACUGUCGGGCCAACGCAGGCAAUUUUCGACUUGCCCCGGACCGCAGGAUUUUCGACGAGGGUACGCCACCGCGACGGACGUACCGCGUAAACGAGUCGCGUUGAUCGGUGCAAGAGGCUACACCGGUCAGAAUUUGGUCUCUUUGAUCAACUCACAUCCUCACCUCGAUCUUACCCAUGUCUCGUCUCGUGAGCUUGCCGGACUGCCUCUGAAAGGGUACUCCAAAUCCGACGUCAAAUACUCCAAUCUCUCCGUUGAAGACGUAAAAAAGAUGGAAGAGGACAAUGUCGUUGAUGCUUGGAUUAUGGCGCUCCCAAAUGGGAUCUGCAAACCAUUCGUGGAUGCUAUUGAAGGUGCCAAAGAGAAGGGAGGCAAGGGUGUGAUUAUCGACCUGAGUGCCGACUAUAGAUUCGAGAAGGAUUGGACGUAUGGUCUACCGGAAAUCUACGGUCGAGAUGUCGUCAAGGGCAGUUUGAGAAUUUCCAACCCUGGAUGCUACGCUACCAACAUGCAGCUCUUGCUGGCACCGCUCAUGCCCCACUUAGACCCCUCUCAAGCACCAACAGUGUAUGGAGUCUCAGGAUACUCUGGUGCAGGGACGAAGAGCGGGGAGAAGGAUGUAGAUGGGCACCCAAAGACCAUGCCAAAAAUUGGUCCUUCCGAUCUACGAGGCGGGAUCCGACCCUACUCGCUCACGGACCACAUUCACGAACGUGAAUCUUCGACUCAUCUCUCUACCCUUCUGGGCCAAGGAUCAAAUUUUCAUCUCAGCUUUAUUCCGACCGUCGCGCCUUGGUUCGCAGGAAUCAUAUCGACCGUCUCUGCACCUCUGGCAAAAUCCAUGCGAGCGAGCGAGAUCAAUGAGUUAUAUCGGGAAAAAUACGAACAUGAGAGAAUGUGUCACAUCGCCAAAGAGGUCCCAGACGUUAUUGACAUUGAGGGGAAACACGGUUGGAAGAUGGGCGGUGUGCAAGUUCACAGUUCUGGAAAGAGGGUAGUUGUAGUCGGAGUUUUGGAUAACCUUUUGAAAGGCGCCGCAACGCAAUGUCUGCAGAACCUGAACUUGGCACUCGGUUACGAUGAAUUAGACGGCAUCCCUCUGGACCAAAUUUGA
This is a messenger RNA of Kockovaella imperatae, 2739 nucleotides long. RefSeq lists its product as hypothetical. The coding region runs from base 1 to 2739 and encodes 912 amino acids. Gene Ontology annotation, cellular component: cytoplasm; mitochondrial matrix; mitochondrion. The record is from RefSeq and is a predicted model, not a curated record. Gene Ontology annotation, molecular function: L-glutamate N-acetyltransferase activity, acting on acetyl-CoA as donor; N-acetyl-gamma-glutamyl-phosphate reductase (NADP+) activity; protein dimerization activity. Gene Ontology annotation, biological process: L-arginine biosynthetic process. NCBI's taxonomy places the organism in Eukaryota, Fungi, Basidiomycota, Tremellomycetes, Tremellales, Cuniculitremaceae. The transcript is spliced from 11 exons.